This is a messenger RNA of Parasteatoda tepidariorum (common house spider), 1445 nucleotides long. RefSeq lists its product as uncharacterized. The record is from RefSeq and is a predicted model, not a curated record. Gene Ontology annotation, molecular function: DNA-binding transcription factor activity, RNA polymerase II-specific; RNA polymerase II cis-regulatory region sequence-specific DNA binding. Lineage: Eukaryota; Metazoa; Arthropoda; Arachnida; Araneae; Theridiidae. Gene Ontology annotation, biological process: regulation of transcription by RNA polymerase II.
ACGUUGUAAUUCUUGAAAAGACUGACGUUUAAAAUGAAUUAAUCGGUAUUUUUAUCAAGAACUAUUGAUUAUUACGUCGUCAUAAUAACAUUUCAAGUCACUGAAGCGCAUAAUUUUAAGAAUUUAUCAUUUUGUUUAUGUUUAAGAGAAUUUUUAUUUCUGUAGUAUGGGGGAAAAAUCUUCUAAUAAAUGUAAAUUAAAAAAACGCUAUUUGUCCCUACACGGUGAGAAAUCUUUUUCAUGCAGUUUGUGUAAUAAAAUUUUCAGACAAAAAAGAUAUUUAGACCAACAUUAUCUUAUUCAUUCUGAAAAGUCUUACUCGUGUAGUAUUUGUGACAAAUCUUUUAAUCAAAAAAGAUAUUUAGAUCAGCAUAAUCUUGUUCAUACUGGGGAAAAAUUUUACUCAUGCAGUGUAUGCGAUAAAACAUUCACACAGAGCACUAAUUUGAGGAAACACUUUCGUCUUCAUACUGGUGAAAAGCCUUAUUCAUGCAGUGUAUGUGAUAAAACGUUCACACAGAAAGCUCAUUUAAAUAUUCACCACCUUGUUCAUACUGGAGAGAAACCUUAUUCAUGCAAUUUGUGUGAUAAAACAUUCACACAAAAAACCAGUUUAAAUCAGCACUGUCGAACUCAUGCGUCAGAGAAAUCUUUUUCAUGCAGUGUAUGUUACAAAUCUUUCACACAUGAACUUAGUUUAAAACAACACUCUCUGCUUCAUACCCGAGAAAAAUUUUUUCCAUGCAAUGUUUGUGAUAAAAAAUUCUCCCAAAAAGCUCAUUUAAACGAGCACUCCCGUAUUCAUAGUGGAGAAAAGCCAUAUUCUUGCAGUGUAUGUGAUAAAGCAUUCCCAAGGAAGCAUCAUUUAGUUAACCACUCUCGUAUUCAUACUGGAGAAAAGCCCUUUUCUUGUAGUGUGUGUAAUAAAACAUUUUCACGGAAAACUCAUUUAAAUAGUCACUACCUAGUUCAUACAGGAGAAAAACCUUAUUUAUGCAGUGUGUGUAAUAAAACAUUUUCACAGAAAUCUCAUUUAAAUAAGCAUUCUCGGAUUCAUGCUCCAAAAAAACCUUAUUUAUCCAUUGUGUGUUAGAUAAAUCUUUUGCACAUUUAAAGGCAUAUGAGUAAUUAUUACAUAGUUCAAACCUAAACAAAGCAAUGAUUAAACUAUGGUUUUAAAAAAUAAUUAUUAAACUUUCACACUGAAAACUCAAUUAAAUAAACACUCUUUAUACUGAAGAGAAACCUUUUUAACUAAAAUUGCCUGAACUAUUAUGUAUAUAUGUUACUGUAGUUAAAAUUCUAUUAUUUUUUAACCAUUGUUAACUAUGGAUUCCCAACAACACCAUGCUUCUAUCUUCUGCUAAUGAUGUGGAUUUGGGUGUAACUGAGAUAAAUUCUUAAACUAACUAUUCACCAAAUAAAAGAUUAGUAAUUGAAAUGCC